Aspergillus glaucus CBS 516.65 is the source of this 394-nucleotide messenger RNA. RefSeq lists its product as uncharacterized. Bases 124 to 360 code for a protein of 78 amino acids. The transcript has a single exon. The record is from RefSeq and is a predicted model, not a curated record. Lineage: Eukaryota; Fungi; Ascomycota; Eurotiomycetes; Eurotiales; Aspergillaceae.
AGGAGGGUCAUGGUAUGAAGGUGGAAAGUCUCGCUUUGUGCAGAAAAUGAAAGUCUGCUCUGGCGCUCUGCGUUGCAAGAGCUGUUCUCUCAAAGCUAAUAAAGACAUACGUGAUUUUCCAUCAUGCACGGACAGUCCACGAAGACCUCACUCUUUUCACCAAAAGACGGCCUCUUGAUGCACGUAACCAUCGAAAACAACUUCGACAGAGGCAUGCUCACCAUCGUGCCCGAUCUCCCAGACCAUCCUCCCCUCAUUACCUUGCUGACUGGGUCAAAAUUCCUGUCAGAGAAUACAAGGUACGGAUCAUUGAUCUCAAGUGGGAGAAACUCGACGACCCUAUCGGCGUCACGGAGGUGAAAUGGAAGCAGCUGGCUGUCUGAUACUUCAUUAC